AACCCGGUUCCUCACCUCACUUACGACUCACCCGCCGCCUCAACCCUCCCCCAUUUCCAGCUCGCCGCUUCCUCACCCGCCGGCCGCCGCCGCCUCUCCCGCACGCCCGCCGCACGCCGCCCUCUCCAGUUCUCCCGCACGCCCCGCCCCUCUGAAGUUCUCCCGCUAGCCGCCCCUCUCGCCUCACGCCCCGCCUGCCGUCUCCCUUUCCAGUUCGCUCUUCGCCGCCGCCUCACUCACCCGACCACCCACUCCAGUUCUUGCCUCCUCCGUCAUCUCGCCGACCAGCUCGCUGCACCGGUCGCCGCCGGAACCCACGAAUCGAUCAGAACCCAAUCCGAAUCUAACGGCGUCGGCGUGAAGGUUCCUGCCAAAUUUAGAAGCCCCCAACUCAACGCAACUUUUCAACGCGAAAGUGAUCGAGGAACUGUGAAUCCCAAUUCUUUUUCGCCUCAAUUUCGAGUAAAUCCCUAAAACUUAACUGUAUUGAUCGGCUCUGAAAUACCCACAGGAUGUUCUCAAUCCACAGGAUGCUCUCAAUCCAAGGAUUGCUAUUUUGCCGUGCAUUUAAUCUUAAAUGAAUGUUGAGACUGCUACCCGUCUGUAAGGAUGGGAUUUCCUUAAAAUAUCUGUCAAGGUCAAGUUGUUACCUCUUACGUUGUUACGUUGUGAGCUGCACCGGCAAUUUGUCUAAUGGCAAUGAUGAAAGAAACAGAGAGAUUGAUGUUGAGGGGCUAUUUAGAGCUUGCACAAAAUCUGAGGACGUCAAGUGCCUUCAUGCUCUUCUUGCUGUAUCAGGGAAAGCUAAAAGCUCUUUUGUCGCCACCAGGCUUAUCAAUAUGUAUUCCUAUUUUGGCAAUGUUUCCUUGUCUCGAGAUACUUUUGAUCAAGUCCGAGACAAGGAUUCUUACACUUGGAACUCGAUGAUAUCAGCUUAUGUCCGAAACCGCCAGUCAAAUAAAGCUGUGAAAUGUGUAUCAGAGAUGCUGUCAAGAACUGAUGUUAGACCUGAUUUUCAUACCUUCCCCCCUGUGUUGAAAGCUUGUAGUGCUUUACCUGAUGGAGCAAGCUUGCACUGCCGUAUUUUGAAAUCAGGGUUUGAGUGGGAUGUAUUUGUGGCUGCUUCCUUGGUGCAUAUGUAUUGCCGUUUUGGAUUUGCUGAUAGGGCCUAUACAAUUUUCAAGGAUAUGCCAUCUCGUGAUACAGGAUGUUGGAAUUCUAUGAUUUCUGGGUAUUUCCAAAAUGGUAAUGCUAAAGAGGCAUUAAGUAUCUUGGAUGACAUGAUACUGGAGGGAGUGAAGAUGGAUUCAAUGACUGUUGCUACUAUUCUCUCAGUUUGUGCGCAACUGAAUGACUUAUUACGAGGUAUGCUGAUCCAUUUGUUUGUCAUAAAGCAUGGUUUGGAGUUUCAUGUAUUUGUUUCCAAUGCCUUGAUUAAUAUGUAUGCCAAACUUGGUGAGUUAAAAUGUGUCCCAAAUGUCUUUGACCACAUGUAUGUUAGAGAUAUAGUGUCAUGGAACUCCGUAAUUGCAGCAUAUGAGCAAAAUAAUCACCCAUAUGUUGCAAUCAAGCUCUUCCAUCGGAUGCACUUGAAUAAGGUUCAACCAGAUUUGCUGACUCUAGUCAGCUUGUCUUCAUGCGUUGCUCAAAUGAAGGAUCCUUUAUGUGUCAAAUCUGUUCAUGGAUUCAUCACAAGGAAGUGUUGGAUUACAGAAGAUAUUGUUAUUGGAAAUGGAGUUAUUGACAUGUAUGCCAAAUUAGGCAUUACUGAUUCUGCACGAAAGGUUUUUGAGAGGAUUUCUCGUAAAGAUGUAAUCUCAUGGAAUACAAUGAUCACGGGCUAUGCUCAAAAUGGUCUUGCUGCUGAUGCUGUUGAGGUAUACCAUAUGAUGAAAGAACAUGAGGAUUUGAAACCUAACCAAGGGACCUGGGUCGCCAUUUUACCGGCUUAUGCGCAUCUUGGAGCUCGGAGAGAUGGAAUGAAAAUCCAUGGUCAGGUGCUCAAGGAAAACCUUGAGUUGGAUGUCUUCGUGAGUACUUGUCUUAUAGACCUAUAUGGAAAAUGUGGGAGGCUGAGUGAAGCGAUAUCCUUAUUUUAUCAGGUAUCUAGGGAAACCUCCGUACCUUGGAAUGCCAUAAUCUCAUGUCAUGGACUUCAUGGACUCGGAGAUACAUCCUUGAAAUACUUUGAGGAAAUGCUAAACGAAGGAGUGAAGCCAGAUCAGGUGACCUUUUUGUCUUUAUUGAAUGCUUGUAGCCAUUCCGGUUUGGUUGAUCAGGGAAAAUGGUGUUUUCAAGUGAUGCAGCAAGAAUAUGAAAUCAUACCCACUUUGAAGCACUAUGGUUGUAUGGUAGACAUGUUUGGUAGGGCUGGACUUUUAGAAACUGCAUAUAAUUUCAUUGAGAGCAUGCCUAUAAGACCUGAUGCGUCAGUAUGGGGAGCUCUACUUGGUGCUUGUAGAAUCCAUGGAAAUGUGGAGAUGGGUAGAAAAGCCUCGAGUCACUUGUUUGAACUUGAUUCACAAGAUGCUGGGCACUAUGUUUUGUUGUCAAAUCUUUACGCAAACUUUGGGCGAUGGGAAGGGGUGAAUGAAGUGAGAUCGCUGGCUCGGGAUAGGGGCUUGUGGAAAACUCCAGGGUGGAGCUCAAUUGAACUGAAUAGCAGGGUCGAAGUCUUUUAUUCAGGUAAUCAGUCUCACCCACAGUAUGGAGAGAUACUUAAAGAACUGGGAAUGUUAAAUGCUAAGAUAAAAAGCCUUGGUUAUAUCCCAGACACUAGUUUUGUACUACAGGACGUUGAAGCGGAUGAGAAAGAAAAUAUCCUUGCAAACCACAGUGAGAGGUUGGCUAUUGUGUUUGGAAUCCUCAAUACACCACCUAAAACUUGUAUCAGGAUAUACAAGAAUCUGCGUGUAUGUGGGGACUGUCAUAAUGUCACGAAGCUCAUAUCAAAACUCACAGAAAGGGAGAUUAUCGUAAGGGAUUCUAAUCGCUUUCACCACUUCAAAGACGGGCUUUGUUCAUGUGGUGAUUAUUGGUGACAUGUUGAUUGACGUCUAAACUCUCCAUUGGUGUUGUAUACAUUCAGUGCGAGCUGAACUUUGCAGUGUGACUAGGUUGUCCAAAGUGUUUGUGGAAUGGAGAGUCAAGCUGUGAGAAGAAGAGCGAAUGUUAUUGCAGCCCAUCUAGCUUCUCAUGAAGAUAUAUCAGCCACUGCCACACACGUUUUCCCCAUGAGGUGUAGCAACAGUCUGAACUCCGUCAUCCGGGGAGAUACGACAACAGGAUGUACUUUGCUCGGCAAGGCUCAGAUUCUCAAGGUUACCACAUGAGACAGGCUAUGAAUGAACAGGGCAACUACGUGCAACCCAGCAUGCCUUCGCAAUCCACGGAUUCUGGAAAGAAGGGGUCUACUUCUCUUGAUGCACCAUCGUAUGCUAGGCCUGCUCGAGUGGAACCCGGUUUUCCACCUUUCAGAAGCAUUGAUGCUUCGGAAGGUCCUGUGUAUGCAAGGCCAACUAAAGAAGAAGGAAAACCCGUGUUCAACUCUGUGGAAAAUGAUCGUAAUGUUGCACAAACAGGUGAGGAAACUAGUUGGUUGGAUUGGUUAAACUUAGCAAUUCAUGCGUACUACUUAGAAAAGUUAAACUUAGAAAAGUUGUCGCCAAAAGUAGUCUCUGGCGACUACUUUUCUAAUCGGCAACCUACGUGUAAGAAAAGUGUAAGACAUUAUACAAAAAAAACGAUGUAAAAUUAUUCACACUCAAGGGAAAUCUAGACCUUGACUUUAAUUUGGGCACAAGAUCAAGUUCUUUAUAAAAGUGAGCAUCUUUAAUUAGAAGUUUUACUCA
This is a messenger RNA of Salvia miltiorrhiza (redroot sage), 3851 nucleotides long. Its product is annotated as pentatricopeptide repeat-containing protein At4g33990-like. The record is from RefSeq and is a predicted model, not a curated record. NCBI's taxonomy places the organism in Eukaryota, Viridiplantae, Streptophyta, Magnoliopsida, Lamiales, Lamiaceae. Bases 582 to 3041 code for a protein of 819 amino acids. Gene Ontology annotation, biological process: RNA modification. The transcript is spliced from 6 exons. Gene Ontology annotation, molecular function: protein binding; zinc ion binding; RNA binding.